Molecule: messenger RNA, 1242 nt
Organism: Exophiala spinifera
Lineage: Eukaryota; Fungi; Ascomycota; Eurotiomycetes; Chaetothyriales; Herpotrichiellaceae
Product: formamidopyrimidine-DNA glycosylase
Exons: 1
Coding region: 1-1242 (413 amino acids)
Biological process (GO): base-excision repair
Cellular component (GO): nucleus
Molecular function (GO): damaged DNA binding; zinc ion binding; DNA-(apurinic or apyrimidinic site) endonuclease activity
Source: RefSeq, a predicted model, not a curated record
AUGCCAGAGAUCGCCGAGGUUGCCCGCACGGUGCACUACAUUCGCAAACUUCUCAAGGGCAAAACAAUCGCCAAAGUCGUCGCGAAUGAAGACAACAACGUCUACGGCAAAGCAGGAUGCUCACAUACAGAAUUCCAAAAACACAUGACGGGCAAACAAGUUGUCGAUGCCGGCCAGCAGGGCAAAUAUUUCUGGAUGAUCAUGUCAUCGCCUCCACAUCCCGUGAUGCACUUCGGCAUGUCUGGCUGGCUCAAGUUCAAGGAUGAACACACGUACUACUAUCGGCGCAAGGAGGGAGAGGCAGAAGAGCCGUGGCCUCCCAAGUUCGUGAAAUUCCUGCUUGAAACGGCGCCUGAGAGCGGCGAGGACAAAGUCGAGGCUGCGUUCGUAGACAUGCGGCGCUUUGCAAGGAUCAGACUCGUCGACUGUCCCGGAGAGGAGAUACGGAACGUUACACCGCUCAAAGAAAACGGCCCAGACCCGGUGAUCGACAAGGACGUCGUGACGGUAGAGUGGCUGAAGACCAAGUGCCGGGCCAAGAAGGUGCCGAUCAAGGCGAUGCUGCUUGACCAAGCCAACAUCAGCGGCAUCGGGAACUGGGUCGGCGACGAGAUCAUGUACAACGCAAAGAUGCAUCCAGAGCAGUACGCAAACACUCUGUCAGACGAGCAGAUAGCGCAGCUGCACAAGAGCAUCCAGUACGUGUGCACCACAGCGGUCGAGUUGUUGGGCGACUCUGAAAAGUUCCCAGACGACUGGUUGUUCAAGCACAGGUGGCAGAAGGGCAAGAAGAAUGCGUCAAACACUUUACCUAAUGGGGAGAAGAUUGCUUUUCUUACGGUUGGAGGGCGAACGAGUGCCGUUGUCCCGAGCAUACAGAAGAAAACAGGUCCAGUCGCGAAAGAGAUGGACGAGGCGGAGAUUGUUGACGGUGACGACGAAAAGAAACCAAAGGGCAAGGGAAAGAAGAGGAAAGCUGCCGUUGAAGAGGAUGAAGAGGAGGAGGAAAUCAUGCCCAAAAAGACAACUGCAAGAGGCAAGAAGGGGGGGAUCAAAGAUGAGAUAGACGAUGCAGGCACAGUCGUCAAUGGUACCGUUAAUGGUACGGUGAAGGGGAAGAAGGUGAAGCAAAUCAAACAAGAGUCGACUGCUGCAGAGACUAAGCCUACAAAGCUUGGAGCUGUAAAAGCUGUUGAGGAUAACAGCGGCAGACGAAGGUCUGGCCGUCUAAGCAGGUCUUGA